Mugil cephalus (flathead mullet) is the source of this 3584-nucleotide messenger RNA. It is a transcript of the gene gk5, whose product is annotated as glycerol kinase 5. Lineage: Eukaryota; Metazoa; Chordata; Actinopteri; Mugiliformes; Mugilidae. Gene Ontology annotation, biological process: triglyceride metabolic process; glycerol metabolic process; glycerol-3-phosphate biosynthetic process. Gene Ontology annotation, cellular component: mitochondrion. Gene Ontology annotation, molecular function: glycerol kinase activity. The record is from RefSeq and is a predicted model, not a curated record. Bases 469 to 2058 code for a protein of 529 amino acids. The transcript has 17 exons.
UUUACAGGCUACAACUUCCGGCUCUCGUUUCUAAAUAUGCAUCAUUGUUACAGCUUUAUUCCUAUAAACACCUAUGAACACAAACCGGGCAAAUUUUCUUAAGAAGAAAGUGAUUUUUAGACAGAAAUUGACGAUUUUUUAGAGUGUUUGUCCAAGCGGCUGACCGCUGACUUGUUGCUCGUGAACUUUUAAUUUGUCAUCUGACAACUAGCCAUGUGGCCAAUUAGCAAUGCCGCACUGUGUCAUGCUGAACCCGCAGUGACACUUAUUUAUUUGUUCGUCAUGGAAAACAAAUAACAAUGAGUUGACGCAAACUGGUCGGACUGGAAGUGGACUUCGUUGAAAUCACACCGGUACAAAGUUCAGGCUACAAUUAAUCUGGCACAGAUAAGCCCACUCACUGUGCGUUGACCAUGGACGACGUGGGACCAAUCUGAAGGAUAAUAAUUGGACUAAGGAUUUCUUGCAAUGGGGAGUCAGAGGAACGGUUUUAACAAGGAAACCUUCGUUUUGUCGGUGGACGUCGGUACAACCUUGAUCAGAUGUCACGUCUAUGACAAGCAGGCAACUAUCCGAGGAUCAUGCACUACCAAGGUUGUUCUCUUGUAUCCAGAAGUAGGACAUGUGGAGAUGGACCCAGAUACACUAUGGAAAGGGUUUAUCACUGUGGUCAAGGGAGCAGUGCAAGAUGCAGGAGUACAUAUGCGCCAGAUAGAGGCCCUUGGCAUAUCCACCCAACGAGGCACCUUCACAACGUGGAACAGGAAAACUGGGGUUCCUUUCCAUAACUUCAUCAGCUGGCAGGAUCAGAGGGCUGCAGACCUGGUGAGGUCCUGGAACAGAUCCUGCACCAUGAAAACAAUCCAUGGCGUGAUGAAGGUGGUCUACUUCCUGACCAGGCAGAAGCGCUCCCUUGCAGCGAGUCUUAUUGUCUUCUCCACUCAGCAUGUCACCUUACGCCUCGCCUGGGCCCUAACACACUACAAGCAGGUUCGUCAAGCGAUAGAUGAAGGCAACUGCUGCUUUGGAACAAUAGACACCUGGCUCCUGUACAAACUCACAAAAGGGCGCAUCCACGUCACAGAUUAUUCUAACGCUAGCGCCACAGGGAUUUUCGACUCCUACCAGAUGUGUUGGAGUGGGUUUCUCUGCUCUGUUGUGUCUCUGCCCCUCGCUAUAUUCCCCAAAGUAGAAAACACAGACCAUGACUUUGGUUCCACGGACCCAUCCAUCUUCGGAGUCGCCAUACCCAUCAAGUCGGUGAUGGCAGACCAGCAGGCAGCCAUGUUUGGAGAGUGCUGCUUUGAUGUUGGCGAUGUAAAGAUCACCAUGGGAACAGGCACCUUCAUGGACAUCAAUACUGGGAGUAAACCACAUACGUCUGUGGCAGGCCUUUAUCCUCUUGUGGGGUGGAAGAUUGGCUCAGAGGUGGUGUACCUGGCAGAGGGCAAUGCAGCAGACACAGGCACUGCCAUCAAAUGGGCACAGGAGUUGGAACUGUUCUCUGACGUCAAAGAGACCAGUGACAUGGCUUACAGUGUCAGUGACUCAGACGGAGUGUGUUUCGUCCCAUCCUUCAGUGGGCUGCAGGCUCCUCUGAACGAUCCAAAAGCUUGCGCUUCACUCAUGGGUCUGAAACCAUCUACCACAAAAAGGCACCUGGUCCGUGCCAUUCUGGAGUCUGUCGCCUUCAGAAACAAGCAGCUAUAUGAGACGAUGCACAGAGAGACUAACAUUCCCAUCACGACGAUCAGGGUGGAUGGCGGCGUUUCCGCCAAUGACUUCAUCAUGCAGCUGACUGCAGACCUGUUUGGUAGAAAGAUAGCCAGACCUCAUCACCAUGAGAUGUCGUGUCUGGGGGCUGCUUUUGUCGCUGGACUUGGAGUGGGUUUCUGGAAGAGCCGCGAAGAGCUGAAAAAGCUGCAGAGCACUGACGAGGAGUUCUUGCCUCACGUAGCGUCCGAGGAAGGUGCUGGCGCCCGUCAGGAGUACACCUCUGUCCUCCAGAGCUGGGAGAGGGCUCUGAGGCGCUCCAUGAACUGGUACAGCAAGCCUUGACACUGGACACACGACCUGGGGGAUCCUAGGUUUGACCAGUAGGAAAAACUUGAUCUUUGGGUACAAGUAGAACUAGACGGUUGAUUUUGUUUUUAAGAAAUUACAUCCACCAGCUGUGACUUGAAAUUAAGUAAAAUCCUGGGAAAUGAAAGUAGAAACCCAGUCUAAUCUUUACUGGAAAUGUUAAAUUCAAACAGAGCUGAAGAUGAUGCACUGACGUACUGGUACUGCAUUGAUCACUACACUAGGGAAAUAUUACCGGUUACAGCCUUAAAUUGUCUACAUACAGUAGUUACGUUUAUUUUAUUUCUUUAUACUGGCCGCCUGAUCAAAAUUACACUUCAUUAAUUCCAGAUUAACGUAUCAGGUGCUUCUUCAUAUUUCAGUAUUUUUUUUCUUUCUUCUUUCUUUUUUUUUUUUCAGCUGAUAUAAUAUUUUCCAUUUUACCACAUGGGGGUGCUGAUGAUUGACUUCACACGGAGCCAUAUAUUAGAGAAAUCUCUCUAAUAUAUGGCUCUGGCUCCACAGCCUUUUAAUUCACCAUAGCAACCACAUGCCAAAUGUUAAUCGGAGCUGCAGACUAAAAUAAUUUCUACCAGAAACACACAUGAUCAGCUGUGAGAAUAAAGCAGGGGGAAACAAAAGACUCCUCCUGUAAACGACGACUAAAGAUUCAAACGGUUAUACAAAGAUGUGAGGCACAAAUCUUUUCCUGUAUUUCUCUUUUUUUUAUGUGGCUGCUGCUUUUUUUUGUAACGUAGUCAUUUCUUUUCAGAAAUGUCAAACGUGAUGGUUCUGUGAAAAACUUUAUUUUUGUAACCUUGGAUUUUUUGUUGUAUGUUUAUCAUCAGACUUAAACGAGUAUUUUACAUGAAAUGAUAUUGUUUAAAUGUGUCAGAACAAAAAAAAACAAAUGUGUGUUUUUCUCUGAUUCAGGGAAUUCCUUCAGGAUUUCAAUGUGUAAAUGUUUCCACCCUGUUUCACAUUAUGUUUGUAUCAGUGACGAUUCAUUACUGUGCCUCAUCUCUGCUGGCAAUGAACUGGAGUAACUAGUAUUCAAUUUAAGACUUAAUUUAAAUUGAAUUACUUAAAACUUUAAAAAAGAAGUAUUCAAUUUAACUGUGCUUGUGUUUCAGGACACAGAAGGUCUCUUGAUUUUGCUGCGGGGUAAAUUCAGGGUGUACACUUUAAUGAUAUUUUUCGUAACGGUGUGUUGUGUAGCUGUUGUUGCAGCUUUCAUUGCUAGAGUUGAAUGUCCAUGUUGAUGUCAUAUGAUAACGUAUUGACUCACGUCUCUUACGGGACCUGAUGAACUCUGAUGACAUUGUUUAAAAAUUCAAAAGCAGGAACUAAAGUAAUGUCACCCUAAUAACUUGUACUGUUUAUGUUUCGUGUAAAAUUAAACUGUGCGUACUCCUGAGACGAAACACCUCACAUCGGAACAUCUCCGGUGGUCCCUUGUGAGAUCUUGUUGCAUUUAACUUUAACCAGGACACUGGAAAUAAACGAAUAAUACAUUAGUGCAA